Molecule: messenger RNA, 2553 nt
Organism: Oncorhynchus kisutch (coho salmon)
Lineage: Eukaryota; Metazoa; Chordata; Actinopteri; Salmoniformes; Salmonidae
Product: ras-related protein R-Ras2
Exons: 6
Coding region: 288-896 (202 amino acids)
Biological process (GO): signal transduction
Cellular component (GO): membrane
Molecular function (GO): GTPase activity; GTP binding
Source: RefSeq, a predicted model, not a curated record
GGACAUUUGUAUUGGACUAACUGAUUACUCCUUUCUGUUUCACAUCUUAAAAACGCAGUGGUUAGCAACGCUGUUGAGGGCGUAUGGACUCGGUCGCCCGUAUCUCAGUGAGCAGCACCGUUAAUUCCUCUAGUCUGGAACGGAUUGUAGACGCAGUUAUCAUUUCAGUCUAUUUAGGCUCGCGAUUUUCCUUCGUUCCAUUUUUCAACUGAAGGCCUUUCACUGAAAAGUGGGUGUCUCCUCACUACUGGUGUUCAGACAGCGGCGAGUGCAGAAGUGUGUCCUCGAUGGCAGGGUGGAAGGACGGCUCGGUGCAGGAGAAGUAUCGACUGGUUGUGGUUGGAGGUGGUGGUGUCGGAAAGUCAGCCCUAACUAUACAAUUUAUCCAGUCCUACUUUGUCACUGACUAUGAUCCCACGAUUGAAGACUCGUAUACGAAGCAGUGUGUCAUUGACGAGAGGGCGGCCCGGCUUGACAUCCUGGACACGGCCGGACAGGAAGAGUUUGGAGCCAUGAGAGAACAAUACAUGAGGACAGGGGAGGGCUUCCUGCUUGUCUUCUCAGUCACUGACAGAGGAAGCUUUGAAGAAAUCUACAAAUUCCAAAGACAGAUCCUCAGAGUCAAAGACCGGGAUGAAUUUCCCAUGAUCCUUGUAGGCAAUAAAGCCGAUCUGGAGCUCCAGAGACAGGUGACCCAGGAGGAGGGCCAGCAGCUGGCCAGACAGCUCAAGGUGACGUAUAUGGAGGCCUCAGCCAAAAUCCGUAUGAAUGUAGACCAGGCUUUCCACGAGCUGGUUAGAGUAAUCAGGAAAUUCCAGGAACAGGAAUGCCCGCCCUCGCCAGAACCCACGCGGAAAGAAAAGGACAAGAGUGGCUGCCAUUGUGUGAUCGUCUGAGUGGGCCUUAUCACUGUCACUCACCCAGCUACUGUCACAAGUCCCCGCCUCCUGCCUGACAUGACAUCUUGUAUGGAUGACUGAGCGCUGCCUUCUCCACGUGCAUGACUUCAACAGAAGUUCCUGUGGUAGUUACCAGGAACUACUGCCCCCCCUGCCCCCGGACUUCACUUCUAGAAGAAACUGACAACGCCAAAUGUUUAAAAACACCACUUGACCUUCAACAAUAAUCCAAUUCAUAUGAGAAAGUCCUAACACUAAACAUUGCCUCUUAAAUCAGCUAAACAAUAUCAUUUUUUAUAUUCUGAAGGACUUUUUCUUGCCUUGUAGUGACAUUUGUACUUUUUGCCGAGAUUGAAUGAGAAAUAUAUAUAUGCAGAAUGUCAAUGAGAGGUUUACUAGUUACCAGUUUGUCAUCAGAAUAGAGAGGUGAUCUUAUGAAGCUCUGUGUAUGUCAAUGAGAGGUUUACUAGUUACCAGUUUGUCAUCAGAAUAGAGAGGUGAUCUUAUGAAGCUCUGUGAUGUCAAUGAGAGGUUUACUAGUUACCAGUUUGUCAUCAGAAUAGAGAGGUGAUCUUAUGAAGCUCUGUGAUGUCAUGCCAUAUCCGUUUUUACAUCCAUGUGCUCAUCCGCUACUGUACAUAAGUGACAUUUGAUGUGAUUUUGAAAGCGCAUUUGUAAUGACUUAUUAAAUCGCCACAGUACAGCGUGUAAGGUUGAUGAGUUUGGUUUGACUUCUAUGAACAUAACAUGUAUACAAGUAUGUACACUGUACAGUAUAAACCUAGAUAGCCCUAAAGUUAUUAUGACAACUUAACUUUCCAGCAUCGUCAGCGGAUCCAUUUCUAUGUCUAUGGAUUCUGCACUCAUCUCACUGGCCAAAUAUGGAAUGUUUACUGUAUUUUGUAUUGUAAGAUUCAUAGACUUUAGGCUUCUAAUAAUAUGAUAUCAAACCUGUUUUAUUUAUUUAGUUGUACAACUCUUCUCUGACUCUUACCUGUUGUUGUUGACUAGCUCAGAGUCAGGUUGGCCUAAUCAGAAUUAAACAUUUUAAACUCUUUAUAUUUUGUAUCUUUGCCAAGCAGUACAGAAGAGACCAUGGGUAGUAUUUAUGUACCUCACUGAUAAUGAUGAUGUUAAUAGCAGACCAGUUUCAGAAAUGUUCCUCUCUGACAUAUCUUUUCAAAUCAAUCCCUCUCAGUUGGAACAUUGAUUUUUGUACCAUCUAUUUGGCUCUCUUUUGGAACGUAGUUAUUACUUAAAGUAGACAGAGGUAUUGAGCUGUUGAAGCUCACUCAUAAACAAACUGUAACUUCAUUUCAAUGACAUGGUUGUUUGUUACACACUGCCUUCAAUUAUUCUUGGAGAUGUGUUCAUGUCCUCCAAGGUUAUUGGUGUGACUCUGGGCCAGUUUGGAGCUGUUGCCAUGACUCCCAUAGUCACAUGGAGGUUAUAUCACCUGACCUCUCACCUUUAAAGUUAACAUCAAGACAAUUCACACAUUCUGUUGUCUUGUCAUCCUUUUCAAUAUGAUCUGUAUUUCUGCUUAAUAGAAACCAAUGAACUAUUGUAGUGUUGUUAUAUCAUCAUGUAAUAUAAGACAAACAGAAACAUGAAAGUGAUUAUUUGAUGGACUUGAUUAAAUGUUUUUACUUGA